UCAAUUUCCACUUGUUAUCCAUCUUAUAUUCUUUUAAUAAAAUUUCUUUGUCAUAAUUUAUUCCAUUACCAAUAAUGUCCAGUUACAGUACAAAAAACUUAAUGCUUCUUGUCAAUAACUACAUGAUAUCCGAUGAUGUAGAUACUGAUCAAGUUGCAAUUGACUCAAUCUCAAAUUUAUCAAAUCUUUUAGCAACAAAAAAACUAUCAUUAUUAUUCUUGGUCCAAAAUCUAGGUGACUACUUAACUAACGAGCAGGAUUUGAUUGCAUUGAAAUCAAUCAAUUGCUUAUCUUCUGUCUUACUCACUUUGUCUUCCUUAAAUCCUUCAAUUUUAUCUCCUUCAGAAAUCAACCAUUUGUUAAAAUUUUUCAUAUCAAAAUUUGAAAAAAUCAACUCAUUCAAAUUCAUCUUAAUCAGUCUAAACUCUCUCAUCAAAAUGGACAACUUUAAUUUUUCAAACACAGAAUUAAUCUUGAAUAAUUUUAAUGACAACUACAACUCUAAAAAUUUUAAUGCUUCAAUUCGUUAUCAAGCUUUUCAAAUUUUAAAACUUAUUCUCGAUAAAUAUUUACAAAAAAUUAUCUCAAUCUCUAGAUUCAAUGAUUUAUUUGUCAAUUCCUUCAUUAGUAUGGUCUCGGGUGAAAAGGAUCCAAGAAAUCUUAUUUUAUCCUUUAACAUCUCUCAAUUAAUUCUUCUUAAUUUCAAAAAUUUAAAUGUCUUCAAGGAAAGUCUAUUUGACGUAACUUUUUGUUAUUUUCCAAUAUCCUUCAAAACCCCGAAGAAUGAUCCUUAUAAAAUCACUUCAGAUCAACUAAAAUUUCAAUUAUCGACUUCUUUAACCUCAAACCCAAUCUUAAUUGAUGACUUGUAUCCAAAUCUAUUUGAUAAAUUAACUACCACCUCUUCUGUUGUCAAAUCAGAUAUUUUAAAUGUCUUAGAACUAUCAAUCCAAAAAUUCCCCAUAGAAAUUAUUAAUCAAAAUUGGAUUCAAAUUUGGGAUGCAUUGAAAUUCGAAAUCCUAUACAAUGACUUGAAUAUCUUGGAUAAAUAUACAAAAGAAGCUCAAGAUGAAAAAAAUGCUAUAUUAAAUAUUUUAAAUCUUUUUAAAUCAAUUUUAUCGAAAUUUUCCAAAAAUGAUGAAUUUAAAUUAAAUUUUUUAAAUCACAUUUUUAACGAAUUAUCUAAAAACAUUACAACUCCUGAUGAAAAAUUAUCUAAACAGUCUUUUUUAAUUUUAUCUGAACUAGCUCAAGUUGAUCGAUUUUCCUUUAAUUUUAUUAUCAAAAAUUCUUUACCACAAUUAUUUACUCAAGUUGAUAAGAACUUAAGUGUUGUGAAACAAAAAUUAAUUAUAAGUCAUUUGUCUUAUUUUUUAAAUUCCUAUAAAACUCUAUUCAAUGAUUCCGAUUUGUCCAUUAUAAAUGAUGGCUCAAUUGAGUUAUUUAAAUUCAAAGAUGAUAUAAUCAUAUUAUUAUCACAAGCAUUGAUAUCAUCUUCCGAUAUUGAAAUAUCUUUAAAAGCUUUAGCUUUAGAAAAAAUCUCUUUAUUAAUGUCUCUAAGUGACUUUUUAACUUUAGAGGAACACAAGAGUUUUGUUCAAUAUUUUAUUGAACUUUUAUUGACUUCUCAAUACAAAUCUGAUUCACAGGUUUAUAAAACUAUUAUCAAUUCUUUGGUUUAUAUUUCUAAUAAUAUCAGACUCUCCUCGUUAAUUAUUGAAACUGUUUUUCCACUUUUAAUUUCUUUAUUGCCUGAUACUCCGGAUCAAAGCAUUAAUAUAAAGGGAAAAAUUAAUUUUAAAACCAAGGAAGAUAUUCUAUUAAUUCUAAGUCUUUUAUCAAGCGAAAACAAUGAAUUACUACAUCUAUUAUUUACAAGAUUAUUAAACAGAAUUUCUAUCUUGCUCAAUGAUGAAAAUCUUAAUUACAAUAAAAAGAAUUAUAAUUAUGCUAUUUUAUUACUUAAUGUCAUUUAUAAUACUCUAACUAAUUUUUUGGCAAAUGAAAGAAAAACUGGAACUUUUAUAAAGAUGGAUACCUAUUUAAACUCUUUUUUACCCAAGCUUAUUACUUUGACUUUGAAACCUUAUAAAAAUAUUUCUAACAAUCAAUUUAUUGAAUUGAGCUCCAGAAUAAGUUUUUUAAUUAUUUUGAAUUGUAAAAUCACUAAUCAUCAAUCACUUUUAAUUGAUUUCUUUAAUAUUUUUAUACACCAAAGGCCUUCAAUUUUUUUUAUGAUGAAUAUUGAUAACAUUAAAGCAAUUAAUGUGAUUGAGAAACCUUCAAAAUCAAUCAAUAUUUUUGCUAAUUUGGUAGCUUCAAUUGAUUUUAAAACUACUAAAAUACCAAAUUUGGAAGAUGAGAAAAAUUAUGAUAUUUCGUUAACAAAGAUACUGAAUCUUUUAAUUUCCUGUUAUUUAAAAGUUCCUGAGAAGUCAGUUUAUAAACGACUUGGCUAUCUUAAAACUAUUUCACUUUUAGUUGAUAAAUGGUUCAAACUACAACCAAAUGACUUGGAUGUUUUAAAGUUAUUAAAACUAAUGGAAUUAUAUUCAUGGAUAACAAAAGGUCUUUUAAUCAAAAAUGAUACGUCGUCACUUAAGUAUGUUGGGUAUCUCAUUGAAUUGUUAAAGAAAUCUAGCAAGUGUAAACUUAUUAGCUUACCUUGUUGUAAAUUGUUUGAUAUUUUGUUGAAUGAAGAUUUUAUAUUUAAAAACUAUGAAUUUAUUUCAAAUUCCAAUAAUGAAACUCCAAAGCUUUUUUUAACCAAAAGACUGAGCAAAAUUUUUAAUAUUAAUAUUAAAUCAUUGUAUAAACAAAAGUUGUUUGAAUUUAUUAUUCCAAAGCUUGUUGAAAAUUAUGAAAGCAUUCCAACCUCUGAUUCAAAUAUAAAUGGUGAGAGUUAUUUUGAAAAAAUAAAUUAUUUGGUUGCAUUGUCAUUUAUAUUGAAAUAUGUUGAGCCAUCAAUUUUUGGGAUUCAUUUAAAUAAAAUCUUUCCCUUAUUAUUGCAAUCAAUUAAAUUGAAUGACAAAAACGCAAAAGUAGCAGCAUUGAAGACUAUUGAUUCAACAAUUUCAGAAUGCCCGGAUUUAAUUAAGAAACAUUUGCCAGUGUUGGUUUCAUUAUUAAUUGAUUGUAUCACCGAUGAUCCAUUCAAAAAAUCAGCUGGAAAAAACAAAGUGAACUAUAAUUCUGAAGAGGUGAGAUAUUUUGCUAUCAAGUGUUUGAAGGGCUUUACCCAAAAUAUUGAAAUUAGAGAGUUAUAUCCAUAUAGUGAGGGGAUUAUAAGGAAUUUAGUUAGAUCUUUGGAUGAUAAAAAGAGAAAAGUUAGAAAAAUAGCUAUUGAUUGUCGUCAAGAAUAUUUUGAGAUUUUUACUUUAAACAAGGAUGAAGAUUAA
This is a messenger RNA of Ascoidea rubescens DSM 1968, 3398 nucleotides long. Its product is annotated as ARM repeat-containing protein. NCBI's taxonomy places the organism in Eukaryota, Fungi, Ascomycota, Saccharomycetes, Ascoideales, Ascoideaceae. The transcript is spliced from 2 exons. The record is from RefSeq and is a predicted model, not a curated record. The coding region runs from base 75 to 3398 and encodes 1107 amino acids. Gene Ontology annotation, cellular component: cytosolic [4Fe-4S] assembly targeting complex. Gene Ontology annotation, biological process: iron-sulfur cluster assembly.